GAAUUUUUCAGGGAAUUACAACAACACUUGAAGUUGAGAUAUUAAGAACUAAGGUACAAACAGAGACAAAGAAAAGACACAGAAAAAAAAGCUGACUAGAGAGCACAACAAUGAACAUCAUUCCAAGCUUAAGUGCUGGAACCUGGGCACUGCUUGUUCUCUUCUUGACUCUCCUGUUUCUAUAUGGGACCUGGACACACAGGCUCUUUAAGGAGCUGGGAAUUCCAGGACCAACACCGCUUCCUUUCUUUGGCACUGUUCUUUCUUAUCGCGAAGGUUUUACAAAUUUUGACAUGACUUGUUUUAAAAAAUAUGGGAAAACCUGGGGGUUUUUUGAUGGCAGGCAACCUGUAUUGGCCAUCACGGACCCAGAGACUAUCAAAUCAGUGCUGGUAAAAGAGUGCUAUUCUGUCUUCACCAAUCGUCGGAAUUUUGGUCCAGCAGGGUUUUUGGAGAAUGCUAUCUCAAUUGCUGAAGAUGAUCAAUGGAAGAGGAUUCGAACAGUGUUAUCUCCAACAUUUACAAGUGGAAAACUCAAGGAGAUGUUUCCCAUCAUUAACCAAUAUGGAGACAUAUUAGUGAAGAACAUGCAAAAUGAAGCAGAGAAAAGCAAGCCUAUAACUCUGAAAAAAAAAAUUUUUGGGGCUUACAGCAUGGAUGUGAUCACCAGCACUUCAUUUGGUGUCAAUGUUGAUUCCUUGAAUAAUCAGAAUGAUCCCUUUGUCAGAGAAAUCAGCAAGUUAAUUAAAUUCAGUUUUCUGGACCCACUCAUACUUACAAUAACGCUUUUUCCAUUCCUUGUUCCUUUGUUAAAAACAUUGGAUGUAACUGUAUUUCCGAAAGAAGCAACAGAUUUCUUAGUAAAAUCAAUUAAAAAAAUAAAGGAAGAACGAAAGAUAUGUUCACAGAAGCACCGCAUAGAUUUUCUUCAGCUUAUGAUGGAUUCUCAGACUUCUAACAAUUCAGAGACACAUUCUCAAAAAGAUCUGAGUGAUGAGGAAAUCCUGGCCCAAUCUAUUAUCUUUCUUUUUGCUGGCUAUGAAACCACCAGCUCUGUCCUUUCCUUUCUCUUUUACCACCUGGCCACUAACCCUGAGGUCCAGCAGAAACUUCAGAAGGAGAUAGAUGCAGUUUUGCCUAACAAGGAAGCAGUCACGUAUGAUGCCCUGGUACAGAUGGAGUAUCUAGACAUGGUGAUAAGUGAAACUCUCCGUCUAUUUCCCAUAGCUGGCAGGAUUGAAAGGGUUGCUAAGAAAACUGUUGAGCUCAAUGGACUGAGGAUUCCUAAAGGCACAGUGGUGAUGGCCUCAGCCUUUGUCCUGCAUCGUGACCCACAAUAUUGGUCAGAGCCAGAGGAGUUCCGUCCUGAAAGGUUCAGCAAAGAAAACAAGGAGAGCAUUAACCCCUAUGUGUACCUUCCCUUUGGUGCCGGUCCCCGAAAUUGCAUUGGGAUGAGAUUCGCACUUAUGAAUAUGAAAGUUGCAACUUGCCGACUCCUGCAGGAAUUUUCCUUUAGAACUUGCAAAGAAACACAGAUUCCUCUGAAGCUGAGCAAUAAGCCACUUCUUUCACCAACUGUACCUAUUGUCCUGCAGGCUGUACCAAGGUCCAAGAAGGCAAACCAACCUUAGAAGUUCUUCUUCUCAUUCUACUUUCCCAUACCUAUAAUCAUGCUUUCUAUUUUUCAGUUUUUUCUUUGCAUUUGUGAGUUCUUUCACAACAUAAUUAAUAUCACAAUAUGUUUUGCAUGA
Messenger RNA from Phascolarctos cinereus (koala), 1751 nucleotides. The record is from RefSeq and is a predicted model, not a curated record. Lineage: Eukaryota; Metazoa; Chordata; Mammalia; Diprotodontia; Phascolarctidae.